CUCUCUCUCUCUCUCCAACCCCUUUCUCUCUCUACCUCUCUCUCUCUCUCCUCCUCCUCCUCCUCCUCAUACGUAUCCCUCCAUUUCCUCCCCAUUCGACCAAAUCCCUACUCUCUCUCUCGCUCUCUCUCGUCGCCAAUGGUGUUGGAUGCGAUGGUGCGAUGAGGCGAUCGUCGCCCGGCGCCGCGGCAGCCGCGGCCGCAUCGGUCCCACGCCGCCGCAGCCGCGUCCGAGCGCCGGGGAUCGGCGGUGGCGGAUCUCGGCGGAGGUGGGGCGGCGCCGCCGCGACCCCCCACCUCCAGUGGAAGCUUCACGAAGCGGAUCGCGGCACCUCCGAGGCGGAGCGCCGGAACGCGGCAGGAGAGGCGGCGGCUGCGGCGGCGCCGACGUUGUCGGCAAGGAAGCUCGCCGCGGGGAUGUGGCGGACGCUGCCCCCGGAGAGUGGGGGCGCAGGGGAGCGGCGAAGGGGGGCUAGAUUAGGGUUUGAGUCCAAUUCCGGACACCUCCACAUCCCGAUUACGGCUCGUGAUAGAAAGAAUGGCAUCUUGCAAAAGCUUGAAGAUUGUAAAACUUUAACCAAUAGCACAAUCGAGACAACAACCAAGUGGGACGCCGAGAUCUCAAAAGCUUCGGACAACUCUCGCCAAUUCCAUAAACUGGGUGCAGAGGUUUCCUUUGUUUCUUCCCUCCAAUUGGAGCUCGAGCAGGCCCGAACCCGCAUUAUCGAGCUCGAGGCUGAGAAGAAAUCGUCGAAGAAGCAACUCGAUCACUUCUUGAAAAAGGUUGCCGAGGAAAAAGCAUUGUGGAGGAUCAAAGAACAUGAGAAGGUCCGCAAUAUAAUAGAUUCCAUGAAGGACGAUCUCAACAGGGAGAGGAAAGGUAGGAAAAGAUUGGAAAUCGUAAAUUCCAAAUUGGUAAAUGAAUUAACCGAGGCCAAAUUGUCCAUGAAGAAAUUCUUGCACGACUAUGAGAAGGAGAGAAAGGCACGCGAGCUCAUGGAAGAAGUGUGCGAUGAGCUCGCCAAGGAAAUCGGAGAAGACAAAGCCGAAGUGGAGGGUUUGAAGAGGGAAUCAAUGAAGAUAAGAGAGGAGGUCGAGGAAGAGAGAAGGAUGUUGCAAAUGGCAGAGGUUUGGCGUGAAGAAAGAGUACAGAUGAAGUUGGUUGAUGCGAAAUUGACCCUCGAGCACAAGUAUUCGCAACUUAGCAACCUACAAGCUGAUUUAGAGGCUUUUUUAGCAGCGCAAGCUGGUACUGGUGCCGACACAGAAGCAUUUAGAGAAGCAGAAAUGCUCAGAGAAGCCAUCAGCACAAUUAGGAUUCACGAUAUGAAGGAAUUCACUUACCAGCCCCCUCCUGCUUCGGAGGACAUCUUCUCUGUGUUUGAAGAACUACAGCCAAGAGAAGAUGCAAAUGAAAGAGAGAUCGAACAAUGCUACGGAUUCAGCCCUGCAACAAGCCAUGCGUCGAGAAUCCACACAGUUAGCCCGGAGACUGAUAUAUUCUUAGAGAAACCAACAAGGAGGUACACCAACGAAGAUGCGGAAGAAGAUAGCGGGUGGGAGACUGUGAGCCAUGUGGAGGAGCAGGGCUCGAGUAAUUCCCCUAAAGGGAGCGACCCAUCAGUUACUGGGGUCUAUGCCGAUAAUAAUGCAUCAGUUAGCGGUACCGAUGAAAUUAGUGAGGUUUGUUCUACUAAUACUAGACAGUCUAGAAAGAAAGGGUCUUCGAUUGUUAGGCUGUGGAGAUCUUCAAACGGUGAGAAUUGCAAGAAAAUGGCGACAGAGUUGCAAAACGGGAGGGUUUUGCAUGGCAGGAUAUCGAAUGCGACACUAUCUCCUGAUCUUAAGUUAGGUGAUGGGAUUAUGAGCUCACCCAGUGUAGGGCAGUUGAGCUCGCCGGAUUCUUUAAACCCUAAUGUAGCCAAAGGGAUGAAAGGGUGUAUCGAAUGGCGACGUGGCAUGCAGAAGCACAGUUUGAAGGCAAAGUUGUUAGAGGCAAGGAUGGACGGCCAAAAGGUUCAGCUUCGCCAAGUUCUUAAACAAAAGAUAUAGUUAUUAUUGCAUCCGAAGGGCGAUGCUCUUUUCUACGAGGCUACAGCUGUGGCAGUUAAUUGAGAAGGGCGAGAACCACCUACACAUUGCUGUUGUACAUUGGAUGUUACUGCCGCUUAUACGGCCUCGAAGCUUUGGUAAGAAAAUUGAGUACCAUGUUAACCACCUCUUUUAUAUGUUGUAUUAUUUAACCAUUGUAUAAUUUCUUAGCAAUGAUAAACAUUUUGUCAGCUGUAAACCUUAUCCUGGUACCAACUAGUUGUAUCUCCUACCGAAGUUAGCAGCACUGUAGUUUCUAUUGUAAUCUAUUCUCAUUAUGCUGUUCAAUAUAUAAACAAGCCAUGGCGCCCGCAUACUAAUUCCUGCA
Molecule: messenger RNA, 2418 nt
Organism: Ananas comosus (pineapple)
Lineage: Eukaryota; Viridiplantae; Streptophyta; Magnoliopsida; Poales; Bromeliaceae
Exons: 3
Coding region: 162-2051 (629 amino acids)
Source: RefSeq, a predicted model, not a curated record